Molecule: messenger RNA, 7770 nt
Organism: Chelonia mydas (Green sea turtle)
Lineage: Eukaryota; Metazoa; Chordata; Testudines; Cheloniidae
Gene: SETD7
Product: SET domain containing 7, histone lysine methyltransferase
Exons: 8
Coding region: 244-1344 (366 amino acids)
Biological process (GO): regulation of DNA-templated transcription
Cellular component (GO): chromosome
Molecular function (GO): protein binding; histone H3K4 monomethyltransferase activity
Source: RefSeq, a predicted model, not a curated record
CGCGCGGCGGGGGUGGGCCUGCCUGGCGGGCCGGGCGCUGCAGGGAGCUGUCAGUCAGGCGGCGGCCCCGGCCCUGCCUGGGUGAUGUCAGCGGAUCAGCUGCUCUAUAACAAAGCGCAGCGAGCCCGGCGCCCGCACAGACGCCGCGGUUGGGGUGCGCGGAGCCGUUCGCUCCGCGGGCUCUAGGGGGAGACAGGGCGGGAGAGCGCGGACAGCCGCCCAGGGCGCCCAGCGGCCCCGGCCAUGGACAGCGAUGAGGACACGCUGGAGGAGACCGUGGAAGGGCUUCUGGAUGAUGAUGGGUUGCCACAUGGGUUCUGUACAGUCACCUAUUCAUCCACAGACAGAUUUGAGGGAAACUUUGUGCAUGGAGAAAAGAACGGCCGUGGCAAGUUCUUCUUUUUUGAUGGAAGCACACUGGAAGGGUAUUAUGUCGAUGAUGCUCUCCAAGGCCAGGGACUCUACACUUAUGAGGAUGGAGGGGUUCUUCAUGGCACGCAUGUGGAUGGAGAACUUAAUGGACCUGCCCAGGAAUAUGACAUUGAUGGACGACUGAUAUUCAAAGGGCAGUACAAAGAUGAUAAUCGACAUGGCGUGUGUUGGAUAUAUUACCCGGAUGGAGGCAGCCUUGUUGGAGAAGUGAAUGAAGAAGGGGAGAUGACGGGGGAAAAAAUAGCCUAUGUGUACCCUGAUGAGAAGACUGCAUAUUAUGGAAGGUUCAUAGAUGGAGAAAUGAUAGAAGCAAAACUGGCAACUCUUACAUCUGUAGAGGAGGGAAAGCCACACUUUGAACUGAUACCAGGCAGCCCAGUAUACAGUUUUGAUAAAUCUACUUCAUCUUGCAUUUCUACAAAUGCACUUCUUCCUGAUCCUUACGAGUCAGAGAGGGUGUAUGUUGAUGCAUCUCUCAUUUCCAGUGCUGGCGAAGGAUUAUUUUCUAAAAUAGCAGCAGGAUCGCGCAUGGUUAUGUCCUUUUACAAUGGAGUGCGAAUUACACACCAGGAGGUGGACAGCAGAGACUGGGCCCUCAAUGGAAACACAAUAGCCCUGGAUGAUGAAACAGUCAUAGAUGUGCCAGAGCCUUACAACCAUGCCACCAAGUAUUGUGCCUCGCUGGGGCAUAAGGCCAACCACUCCUUCACUCCUAAUUGCAUCUAUGACCCGUUUGUUCAUCCUCGUUUUGGCCCAAUCAAGUGUAUACGCACCAUCAGGGCUGUGGAGAAGGAUGAAGAAUUAACAGUGGCUUAUGGAUAUGAUCACAAUCCCAUCGGGCAGAAUGGGCCAGAAGCACCAGAAUGGUACCAGGUGGAACUGAAAGCCUUCGAGGCUGCCCAGCAGAAGUGAAAUGCAGGAAAAUUCUCAGUUCAGCAAACUGAAAUAGAAAAUUUGAUCUAUGCACUACCUUUAUAUUGAAAACUGGACAACCAGGGAUUUGUUCAUGCUGUUGCAUCAUAACCUCUCAUUCAGUGUUAGAAACCAGUUUCUUGCGUACUAACUAGGUUUGACUGCGUUAUUCAUAGCAGAUUUUAAAUUAGCUAGUGUUGCACCAGUCUUAUCUGAAAGAAUUAUUAAAUAUUCUAUACAAGGCAGUGUGAUAUUUUUAGUAGCUUUUAUCUAAUUCUGCACCAUAUGCAAAGAUGCCAAAAGAUUAGACCGAAAAUGAAAAGAUCAUUCACUUCUAGUCAGCAGACUUCAGUGUUACUAUUUCUACGGCCUAGGCAUUACUGUGUGACUGCAUUUUACAUACAUGGCAUUUGUGAUGAUAAUAUUUUGAUAUUCUCUAAUAGUGUAAUUUGCCUUUUUAAACCUUUGAUCUUAAUCUUGCAAUAGAGCAGUUUAUUUAUUGGUGUAUGGGAGGCUGGGUUUUUAAUUCCCUGGUCCUCUUAUCUGAGCGUUGUUCUUUUUACAAAUCCUCUCUUGCAGGAGAAAACCUUUCUGACAAGUGAAAAAGGUUUGUGUACUUGAGAGAGAGAGUGCUGUGUAUAGAUCUUUGUGGCGUGUUAUAUAAAUAGUUUUAGUGAUGUUCAUGUCCAAAACAAACACGUGUUUGGCCUUUGGGGCUGGGAUACACUGUUUAAUUAUGAUUAUCGCACAUGAAUUAACAUGUAUUUGCAUGAAGAUGUUCAAAGAUGAGAAAGUGGGGUUUGAUUUUAUUAUUAUUUUUAAGAUUGACUUUCAGGAACAAGGGUGCUGGAACUAUUUUAUGGGGGUGCGGAGAGCCAUCGUAUCAAAUUGUAAACCAUCUAUAUGAAGGAAAACACUUUAAGCCAGCACCCUUACUUCUAGCACCUAUGUUCGGGGAGGGGGGAAGCAUUGGAUGGUAUCUGGGGGACUUCUUCUUUCUAUGUCUCACUUAUCAGAGCUACUAAUUCUUAAGGCUGAAUUCUGCCUUUGAAUGCAUAUUUCUCUUUUGAAGUCCGUAGAAGUAUAUGCAUCUGCAGGCAGAAGGUAGUCCUGGGUUAGUAUAGAGGGUCACCGUCUCCACUGGUAUAACAUCUGCAGAGAAUAUGGUCCAUACUGGUCUUGUUCGUUUUGAGGCAUAGUAAAUGAGUUUAACGAUAGGUGACAUACUAAGAUUCAAAUAGCAACUGCAAAAGGGGUUUUACUGAAAGACUGAAACAAUUAAUGUAAAAACAUCAGUCGCUAUUGUUAAGAGACAUUUAGAAAAUGUCAGCUUCUGUUGUUUAUAGAUCUACUUCAGCAGAUAACGGGCUCCUGAACAUUCAUCUGGAAAUUAACAAGUCUUGCCUAAUGUUGUAGAAGAGAUUAAUAAAGCCACCAUUUCAGUUUAGAUAAUCCAGGCCUUCUUGGGCAUCUACAAUCGUGCUGACCUUUUUGUUUGGGGGUUUUAAGUAGUUCAGGAACAGUUAAAAUGCAUUUUCAAUAUGCUUACUUUUAAAUGAGUAUAGAAUUGCGUGUGUGUGACAUACAAAAGUUUUAGGGAAAAUUAGACCUAAAUUUCUACAACAGCAGUAGCAUCUUUGAUCUGUUGCUUUAAGCGUUGAGAGCUACCCAUCCAGUUUUCUUGGAUCUGAAAACUAGUAUGAAUACAGGUUUCCAAUUCAAAUAGAGAAAAGCAUCUGACAGUAUAGGAACUAGAUGUUUUUAGAGAAUGCAUUGGAUGGACCAAAGGCACAGAAGAAUGAUGUUGCUAUUUUAUGCUGUGAGGAUCCUCAAUGUGGUGUACAUACAAAGUUAGGGAAUUCAAGUAAGGCCCUCUUUAAUUUGGGGCUCUAUUUAUUUAGCUCAUACAAUUGUUGAUCACAAAGCCUUUUCAGGACUUUGACAUUUAGGCUUGCACAGAAGCUAAUCUUCAGUUGGUGGGUCUAUGCCCUGGGUUCCAUGGCACUCUCCCAGCAAAGAUCAGAAUGCAGGCUUUUUCAACACCCACUCCUUCACUCUGGAGACUGUAGGCACAUUGGUGUUUCUUCAUAUAUGGCAGGUAGCCUACAUAGAUGAUAUUUUGGUGACUCAGCUUGGGUAUGCUAAGACCAAACUGAUCCUCACACCUAGUGGAGAGUUGUCAAAGGCUGAUUGACAAUACCACUUCAGCAGAUGAUUCUCAAAAGGAAAUAUGAAUGUUAGAACUAUUCCUGCCUCCACACAGAUCAACAUUUUAAGAGCAUCACAAUGUUGAGGCGUAACUGCUGCUUUAUUAGAGACAUAUUAUUAUAUGUCUUCCUUUAAACUGUUGAAAGGAUCUUGAAAAUUAGGGUUGUUUCAAUGGGAAACAAAAAUGGUCUGGCUGAACUCUGCUAUGAAUGAAUAGCAAACUGAUUUGACUUACUCUAGGUAAUUGUCCAUAGGGAGGUUGCUUACAUUUCCAUGUCACUUGGAAAAUCUUGUAUAAGGUGUUCUGUCUGCUACAGUCCUCUUGCUUCACUUUGAUUCCUGCCUCUGCUGUCUCCCAUGAACUUUGUUCAUGGAGGUGAUCUGUUUUGUUUUUUAAGGCAAACAUUAGACAACUGCUUUCUGCUGCUUACAGACUUGAUUGUUGUAAUGCAAAAAUAGAGAAUUAAGCCCGCAGGUUGCCAAAAUAAUGGUCUUAAUUGUUUGGUUUUUUUCUAAAGCCAUUCAUUUUGGUGUUGGGCAAGUAGAUUAUCAAGUACUGAUUUAAGGAUGUUGAAGUCUGAGGAUGUGCCAUAAUCAUGAUAAGCAAAAGCCUAGUCUCUCUCUUCACAUUGCUAUACUACUCCCUGCUCCAUUAGAAACUGUUGAUCCUCCUGCUGGUUCUUCCCCAAUUACACAUCUUAUAACAUCAACAUCUUUGUUUUGAAUCAGGUCUGAUUCUUUUUCAUUUCUCCUGUGGGCUCUCGGGGAUUGGAAAUUGCUGGUGUAAAUACCCGUUUCUUUUACAGGGACACUGACUUUGGCUUGAAAUGCAGUCUGAUAUAUAUUCUUUUGUUUCAAUGGCCUUGUUGGCUCAAUAACCUUUGAUUGUUCAGAAUUACAUGGGUAGCCUGCAGUUUAAUUUCUUAAUCCAUUCUAGACCUUGCAGAUAAACUUGUGGAACCUUCAGGUAAAAAAAUUUUGUGAAAUGAGUUGAGUAGUGGUACUUAAGAGACCUAUACAGAAAAUUUCUCUCUGGUUCUAGGCAAGUAGUCUUUAUGUAAAGUGACCCACAGGAGAAUGGAUACAUUUACUGUGUUGCUAAUAUGUAAUUAAACCAAAAUCUAAAUAGAGUUAGAUUCACAUGAGGACAGCAAACUCUUGUGCUCAGAGCCUGGCAAAGACAUGUCCUAUUACAAGAAAUUGAAGGCAGAUGAACUACAGAUAGGGACACAUGCUGUCCAGGGAACACUGCUUGACUACGUGGCAUAGUAUUCUUUAUUCCUGGAGGAUGGCACAGCAGAAUAUUUAGUUCCCACCUAGAUGCUCAUUGUGAUUUGGGUGUGACUCCAAUUCCAGCCUCCUUGUUUGUGUCAGGGUCUGCAAAAUCUUCCCAUAAAUAAGUAUCUGUAAUAAGAUGAUUGCCCCAGCUCCUCCUUAUGAAGGAGCAGCACAUAAAGCAGUUUGCAAAUCAGUCCUCAACCUAAAUACUAUGGUGGUUUGUGCCCUAGAUCGCCUUUGUCUUUCUGCCAGGUAAUCUGGCUAGGACCAAGCACUGCCAAGACAGCAGCUUGUCAUUGUAAUCAGGAGUCCAGUAGUUUGUGGAGAGCUAGCAUCAAGUCUCUUAUGAAACUAGAGAAAUCGAGGAACUUGAGGUUGCUGAAAGACCUAGUAAUUGUAGAAGAGCCAAAGCAGCAUGAGAAGAAGGGCUCUGAACUGUAAUGUUAGCUGCUAGGUGUAUUUUGUGGACUUCAGGAACAGGGAAGUGGGAUUAGGCUGUUUUCUUAGUCAUGCUCAACACAUGCCUUUUAAGGAUUCAAGUUAAGAGGAAUUAAUUCACAAAAGUCAACCUGACAAAUCUGAGCUGGGAUAAUUUUGGAAAAUCAAAAUCAUGUUGGAGCUGGGUUUUGCUGACCAUUAGUCAACCUGAGUGGAAAGUGGAAUGGGUUAGAAAGAUUUGACUACAUGAAUUCUCUACUUCAUUCUGCCUUUCUGAAGUUCUGAUCUACUUUUAACUGCUCACUGGUGAAACAGACAGUCAAAAGAUCAUCUGGGACCUUGUUUGAUGAUCUCCACCUCCAUGAUGAUCUGUGGUGUGAGAACCUAGACAUUUAUGGAGUGAAUAGAGUUUUAAGCCUUAAAAGGCCUUAAAAUUAAAGGGGAGACUAUCAUUAUACAAUCCCAAACAAGGGAUCAGAGCCACAAUAAUGUUGCUUUGUUCACACAGGAACAAGAGAACUCAGCAGGACUACCAGGGGGAUUCACAACCACCACCACGUGCUUCAGCCACAGAACAGCCUGUGCACCUAGCUUGCUUCUAGCUACUGCUGGAUGUCUGUGGUUAGUGGUAGAUGUAGCCCAUCUGCUUCCCUUUUCCAUUGGCUUUGGACCCUACUCAUUCAUACUGUGUGGUCCCAUUUACCCAGCUGCAGUUUGUGGGUGUCACUUAUAUUGCAGUAGAACCCGAAGAUGCCAGUCAGGAUUGCAGCCCCAUUGCACUAGUGGCUGUAUUAAAACACAGGAGGGCAUUAUCUCUGCCUUGAAAAGCUUUCGAUUUUGACCACUUUCACUUGACUUGACAUCCCCUUGGAGAGGACAUUGGUGGUGGUCAGAGGUAUGGGAUUCCCCAGAUCAGAUUCUUUGUGGCUUUAUUUCAUUUGCACAACAGAUGUAUCCUAAAGCUCUCUGCCCAUACAUGCCUCUGGAGGCCACCUCUCAAUUUGGUCCAAUGGUACCAGAUAACUUUAUUUAAAAAAAAAAAAAAAAAAAAAAAGCACUAUUUCCCAUUUCGCUGAAACAUGGUCCUUAAAAAAAACAGGGGCAAUGUAUAUAGUAUCAUAAGUAACCUAAUGUUCGAGUAUUUGGAUGGGCAACUUGAGACAGAGGACCAACUUCACCCAUCUGAUAUAAGCAUACACCACUGGAAUCAAUGUAUUUGCACUUACUUAAACCAGUGGAGAAUCUGGGGAUAUCUCUAUGGAACUAGCAGCCUUAAAACUAUAUUUUGGAAGUAGUGAUUAUGAAUUGUAUUCCAAAUGACUUUUAAAAAAUUGUUGCACGAUUUGAUGGUUGUAUGUUUACCUGUCAUAGAUCAAAGGUUUUGAACACUGAUUUCUAACUAUCCAGUGGAUCCUUCUUGUGUCUGUCUUUUUCCCUCCAGUUCAGCAGAAGCUGCCCUUCUCUAAUUUUAUUUCAAAUACAUUUGAUUUUUAAAUAGACUUCAUUCUUUUUUCAAAGGAACUAGGUAUAUAAAUUCAAAGCAAUGAAAUAUUCAAGCCAUAAAACCACAGGUGUGGGAAACCCUUUUCACAAGUUUUAACGUGUUUGUAUGUAAAUAGAUGUUUGUAUGAAAUAUUUUCAUGGUAGAAUGAAUAUAUUUAAAAAAAAAAUGUUCCCCUCUAUUUGAAAUCAGAUUUACAAGAGUGUCUUUUUAUAAGAUCUGAGUACAACUGAAAAUAAGUACAUGAAACUUUUAAAAUUUGGAGAUGCAGCAUAUUAUCCUUACAGUAGCUAAUAGAUAAGCUAUUGAGAGAGAAUAUGUAUGUAGUGUUGCAUAUAACUGUCAUAAUCAUUUCAAUACCAUGGCCAAUCACAUCUUUAAGACAAACCUUUCAAUUGUCCCUCAGUUAUAUGCAUUAUAUAAUAAAAGCUUCAGUCUCCGUCUUCUCCUAUAAAACUUUUUUCAACUGUAAUUAAUUUUAUUUCAAAAUAACUACUGUACUGAGUUAACUAAAACUGAGACUGGAAACAAUUCCAUUUUAUCUAAGCUGCCAGCUCUGACAGUUUCUGCUAUUUUUACACUUUUUAGGCCACAAUUGUUCGGUCUCUGAAUUCUAAGGUAUGCUAAAGAAUCCAGUCUGGGGGUAAGCUUACAUGUGACUUGAGAAGUGAAUCCCACAAUAAUUAGCUUGUAUACAGAACUUGAUAGGUGUUUUAUGACAUUUGUACUAGAACUGUGAGCCUUAUUGAACAUCAUUAGGUUUAUUUAUGACUUUUAAAACAAUGGAUAACUCUAAAGAAAGAUGUUUACAUGAAUGAUGCCUGCCCUUCCUCUCAUGUUAUGAAUGAGGUUUUUUAUACAGUGUGUUUGGGUGCAUGUGCCCAGAUGUAGGAAAGAUGUUUCUGGGGAAAAAUAUUGACAAACAUUUGUGAUAAAUGAAUCUUAUAAACUGUUUAAUUGCGUGAUGAAAGCAAUGCAGGUAUUAAAAUAUUCAAACAGAA